Messenger RNA from Linum trigynum, 4252 nucleotides. The record is from the annotation of a GenBank genome assembly. Lineage: Eukaryota; Viridiplantae; Streptophyta; Magnoliopsida; Malpighiales; Linaceae.
CAACACAUGCAAGAUUGGCAAUUGUUCGAGAAGAACAUGAGAGAGAAAGAGAAAUAAGAGGAAAAUAUUAAACACAACCAAGCGAUCACGAGUGAGGUUCUUUCUCAAUUUAGCACUGGUACAAAAAUGUGGUACCAUAUGCAAAAAGAUCAAAUUGUAGCUGCGUACUACAGGAGAAUCAAACUAUAAGUCUAUAACCCAUAAAAUGGCGUCUACACACCAAAAUUGUAAUCUUUAAAGUUUGAUGCACUAUUUAAUGUGUUGCUUUCAAUUAUGUUUUUAAGUGUGUAGCUAAGUGUACUUUUAAUUUACCUUUGAUGUACGAUCUACUUCCAUUAUUAAUAAUAAUAUUUAUUUAUUUAUGUCCGAAUUAAAAAAAUUACAUCAAAAUGUUUGUCAUAAUUAAGUAUAACUAGCUAUAUAAAAAUCAUGACAAAAUUGUCUAACUAAACAACGAAAUCGAUGCUUAAUUGACUUUGAAAAAAUGUUUGUCAUAAUUAAGUAUAACUAGCUAUAUAAAAAUCAUGACAAAAUUGUCUAACUAAACAACGAAAUCAAUGCUUAAUUGACUUUGAAAAAAAAAUGCUUUUUGACCUUUUCGCAGGUUUCCCACUUUUCUUACUGUGGCUCCAUACCUAAAUUACCUAUUUUUGGGGUCUAGAUUCCACAAUUUUCACAUUUACUAUUGUGGGUGGUCUUAAAGAUAAAAUUGUCAAUUUCGUAUGGUUUAGAACGAGGAAUAAUGAUUUUAGGAGAAUGAAAUAGAGAUUCAUGAUGAGGAAAGUGAAUGAUUCAUAUAUAGGUUUAUAUCUGGCAAUUGGCCCAUUGGAAAAAGAAGAGGGAGGGAAAGAGAAACAGAAACAACCCAAAACACCAAGGUUGUCAACCUGCGGGUCGACUCCCAGAUGGAUUUGAAUCGUCCUGGACCUGAUGAGAAAAACAUGCACCACACACCCGCUGGUCUACCCACAGUAAUGUUCUUGGGUUGGAAGGUCACACGACAUCGUUUUUCUUUUUUCGUUUGCUAAUUACACCUAUUUCUAAGUUGAAUAUUUGACUACUAAUGUUAUAUGAGUGUAUAUGAAUUUUCACUACAGGUUGGAUUCAACUACAAAUUAUUAUUUUAAUAUAAUAUUAUAUAUUAUUAUUCUUAUAAAAUUUGAUAUAAUUCAUAAAUUGAAUUGGUGCAAUCCUUCAUUAAACCUCAGCCCAAUUGCUCUAUCACAUCAGAACAAGCUAAACUGGUUGAUAACCUUGCAAAUUUUGGGAAUGAUGCCUAUGGCUAUGGAAUAAACCCAGUGAGACUAAAGAGUGGUUGUGUACUUGUGUUCCCACACUCCCCACAGUACACAACAGCAUAUACUCACAUCACAUGCGCUUCCUUUUUGAUACCCUGCCCGCUUGCUCUUUCUUAAUUAUGUUGGGCGGACAUCAGAAUAUCCAACCUUCAAAGAUUCUUUAUAGAUGGCAAAAUAUAUAUGCAAAAAGGAAAAAAAGAAGCUUUUCUCUCGCUCGCUAUUAUCAAUCAUCAAACCCAACUCAUCUUUCUCUUCCGGGUUUCUUCUUUUUCUUCUCCUCUUCCUAUAUUAUUGUGAAAAUCUCCCCACCAUGACACCUCCUUCCCUCUCUAUAAAUCCCACUCUCUCUCCUCUCUUCUCCACCACUACUUGUUCCUCCUCUGCUUCUGUCACUGCUUCACCACCUGCUACUUCUCUUUGCUCUACCACUACCCAUUCUUCCGUUUCCUUCCAAGUUUCGAGGUUUAGGUCUUGCAGAGCAAAACCCAUCAGCCUAUUUGCCAAAGAGAUUGGAUUUAACGAGAGUUACAGGAGAAAGGGUAGUGUAGUUAGAGCUGAAGAAGGGAGUGGCAGUGAGAAAAUGACCAUCUCCGAUAAUGUUGAAGAGGAAGAGAAUCCUCCCCUUUUACUUGAUUCAGAGACCAAUUCCAGGCCUCGUCGCAUUGCUCUCUUUGUUGAGCCUUCUCCCUUUGCAUAUGUGUCAGGAUAUAAGAACCGGUUCCAAAAUUUCAUCAAGUACUUGCGCGAAAUGGGGGACGAGGUGAUGGUGGUGACAACACAUGAAGGUGUACCCCAGGAGUUCUAUGGUGCCAAAUUGAUUGGAUCACGAAGCUUUCCUUGCCCCUGGUAUCAGAAAGUACCAUUGUCCCUUGCACUUAGUCCUAGAAUAAUAUCCGAGGUUGCCAGAUUCAAGCCUGAUAUCAUACAUGCAUCAUCCCCUGGAAUAAUGGUUUUUGGUGCCCUUGCUAUUGCAAAAAUGUUGUGUGUUCCCAUAGUGAUGUCGUAUCAUACGCAUGUCCCUGUAUACAUCCCUAGGUACACUUUUAGUUGGCUGGUGAAGCCCAUGUGGAUGGUCAUAAAGUUCCUCCACCGAGCUGCUGAUCUUACUCUGGUACCUUCAGCUGCCAUUGGGAGGGAUCUCCUAGAAGCUCAAGUGGCAGCAGCUAAUAGGAUUCGUCUUUGGAAUAAAGGCGUUGACUCAGAGAGCUUCAACCCUCAGUUCCGUUCGCAUGAAAUGCGAGCGAGAUUAACCAAUGGGGAACCUGAGAAACCACUGAUAGUCCACGUUGGCCGACUUGGAGUUGAGAAGAGCUUGGACUUCCUCAAAGGUGUGAUGGAUAGACUUCCAGAUGCUAGGAUUGCCUUCGUUGGAGAUGGACCGUAUAGACCGGAGCUGGAAGAGUUGUUCAAAGGGAUGCCAGCCGUGUUCACUGGAAUGUUGGGAGGAGAAGAACUCUCUCAAGCAUAUGCAAGCGGAGACGUGUUUGUGAUGCCUUCUGAAUCCGAGACCCUAGGGCUUGUGGUCCUGGAGGCCAUGUCUUCAGGAAUCCCAGUGGUUGGGGUUCGAGCUGGUGGCAUUCCGGACAUAAUUCCGCCGGAGCUCGAAGGCAAAAUCGGGUUCCUGUUCAGCCCUGGAGAUCUCGAUGAAUGCGUGGACAAGUUGGGAACUUUGCUUCAUAACCAAGAGCUGAGGGAGACCAUGGGUAGAGCAGCAAGGAUAGAGAUGGAACAGUAUGAUUGGAGAGCUGCCACUAAGACGAUCCGGAACGAGCAGUACAAUGCCGCCAUUUGGUUCUGGCGUAAGAAGAGAGCACAGCUUCUCAGACCUCUUCAGUGGCUGGUGAAGAGAAUCUUCCCAUCUCCAGAAGUUCAUUUUCAGUGAAAGGCACCAACUGCGAUUGAAGAUGUAAACUGAUAAACGGUAUAUAUGUGUAGGGGGAUUGAUUGAACUAGACUGCUUGUCUGUGAGAUGCCAUUGGAAAGCUAUUUGUGUUUAGAUUUGGAGACCAUGAAAAAUGGGGGGUGGGGGGUGUUGUUGUGACGGAAAUGAUAUGAAUAGUCUUGCAAAAGUAAUUUGGCUUGAUUUGGUUCAGAAAUUUGAUUUGAAAAACACCAAAAAUGUGAAUGAUUUAGGAUUCUCUGUACCUUUUCACUUUCAUGAGGGUGUUGGUGUGCAUUUGCUUAUUAUAAUGUUUUUGUUGAUAAAUGAUUUGGCACGGGGUUACCACGCGCGAUCAGUUUCAUAUGUAAGAUCUUUCGAAUUUAAGAUCAAUCAACUGUGAAGAUCUAAGAAAAAGCGACAAGAUUAUAACUAAAUUAUCCUACGUCAUAAUAGGGCAAGUAUAUUUUCAAUUUAGAAUCCUACGAUGUGUGUAGUAUAGGGCAUAUAUUUUCAAUUUAUCAACCCGGGCAAUUCAUCUACACUUACUUCAGUAAACCAAAACUUAUCUAGCGAUCGGAAUGUAGUUUAAAAUUAUCAAACUAAGCAAACAAACAAUUACAACGAUGUUGAAUUCAAAUGGGAAGGCUCCACUCGAAUGAUUAUUCCCCUAAUCCCGUGUUCAGAAGAGAUUGCGGUGCUCUAGUUUGAUUGGCAAGUUUUAUAUACGAUUAGGAGAAUAAAUAAAGUUAGGAAUCCCUAUUCGAGUGCAUCCUAACCCACCUAAUCUCUCGAAUCGGAGGGGUGUACAACACUACCGCAUUACACGACUAGGGUAACCAAAUCUUCUCCCUCGGGGCAUUGACUCGGAAUGGCAUAGAGCUUUAUUUUGUAAGAUUCCUGUGGGAGUUUUAGUAUGUCCAUCGAACACUAAUAUGAACGGGUCAUGUUUACAUACGGUACUAUCUGGUUGCUAUUACCCUCCGGGUGCGAGCAAGGCAUCAACCGAUAAGCAAAAUCGAAAGAGCUACAGUCCAACAACUUCCACUUUCUCCAAUAAUUCUAAGUAUUUUCG